AUGAAUAGUGGCAACACCUUAUCGAAGCUAGCUCUUUAUUUCUCCUCUUCCGAGGUUUUUUUCCGGCGAGCUGACGGUGGUGAUGGAGUCUUUUGUUACUGCUGGGCCACCGUAUUAGCACUUGUCUUCAUUUUCCUCUGCCAAAUCUUCCGCAAAGUUCGAGUCUUUACUCAUGCUUCUUCGUCUUCACCUACCGUAUCAGUUUCUCAGUCUCUGAGGAGCUCCCAAUCAGGAAUAUCUACACUUGUUUCUGAUGAAGACCUGAAAGGACUGAUUGAAAAACUUGGGGAGAGAGAUGGAGAUGCUGAGAUUUGGGAAGAUAUCAUUCACAAAAGCAACGCUCGCGUCUCGUACACUGCCAAAUGCUGCAAACCAAAAGACGGUGGUCCCAUGAAGUACUUAAGUACCACGGUGUUUGAGGACUGCUCUCCAGAGGCUUUGAGGGACUUUUACAUGGACAAUGAGUACAGGAAACAGUGGGAUAAGACCGUGGUCGAGCACGAGCAGUUGCAGGUCGACAGUAACAGCGGAGUUGAGAUUGGUCGGACGAUAAAGAAGUUUCCUUUCUUGACACCAAGGGAGUAUGUAUUAGCUUGGAGGUUGUGGGAGGGGAUGAAUGAUAAGUUCUAUUGUUUCAUCAAGGAUUGUGAUCACAAUAUGGUGUUGCAACAGAGGAAGUAUGUACGUGUGAGUUAUUUCAGAUCUGGUUGGCGAAUUAGGAAAGUUCCAGGUAGGAACGCUUGUGAGAUCCACAUGUUCCACCAGGAAGAUGCUGGAUUAAAUGUUGAGAUGGCAAAGCUUGCUUUCUCAAAAGGCAUAUGGAGUUACGUUUGUAAGAUGGAAAGUGCACUUCGUAAGUACACUGCAACCAGUCAUAGACCCCAAGGGCCCACUGUAUCUGCUGUCAGCUUAAUGAAAAAGAUUCCAUCAGAGUUAGAGAAUGAGACAGAUGACAUCACAAACUCCUUGGGAACUAUGCACAGAGGUGAAGGAGCCAAACGGAAGAAGCUAUUGAGAAAGCCUUCAAAGAAACAGAUAGCAAACGGUCUGUUACUUGUGGGCGGUGCAGUUGGUGGUGCGGUUUGCCUCUCUCGUGGUCACUCCGCCUCCUUAGGUGCAAAGGUUGCCCUGGCUUACUUCUUGACGAAGCUGAGCAAGCGUGGAGCUCCACUUAGUCAGACUUCACAGAACGCUGGUAUUUAAGUCAUGUAUAUAUUUUGUUUGAUGAAGCAUCUCUGAUUCCUAAGCUUGUGUGAUAGAGAAGUUGUCUGAAGAAGUGAUUGAUGUGUAUAUAUUUAGCGAUGGCUCUGAACCACAUGAGUUCCUGGUCUGCAAAGUUUUGUAUACCUCUCUCAUGGAGGACAUUACAUGUAUGUUACCGUGAAUGUAUAACAUUAUAUAUAUUCAGACAAGCCCUCUGGAAUAUUGUUUGAUGGUUCA
Molecule: messenger RNA, 1440 nt
Organism: Brassica rapa (field mustard)
Lineage: Eukaryota; Viridiplantae; Streptophyta; Magnoliopsida; Brassicales; Brassicaceae
Product: phosphatidylcholine transfer protein
Molecular function (GO): lipid binding
Source: RefSeq, a predicted model, not a curated record